This is a messenger RNA of Solanum dulcamara, 1537 nucleotides long. RefSeq names its product transcription factor MYB27-like. The record is from RefSeq and is a predicted model, not a curated record. Gene Ontology annotation, molecular function: sequence-specific DNA binding; DNA-binding transcription factor activity. Lineage: Eukaryota; Viridiplantae; Streptophyta; Magnoliopsida; Solanales; Solanaceae. Gene Ontology annotation, cellular component: nucleus. Gene Ontology annotation, biological process: regulation of DNA-templated transcription. The transcript is spliced from 5 exons. Bases 890 to 1432 code for a protein of 180 amino acids.
UCAUGCAUAAUAGUAGAUGAAUAUACAAUGACUUUUUCUUGUUUACAAGAAAAAUUAAGAACACACUAUGAAGACCUGCUAUGCAGAAUCACUUACUUUUGUCACAAAUUGACUGUCAAAUAAGGAUGAUAAUAGUGGUAGAGCAAGUGUAAUCUUGCUACAUUAAUCCUUGUACACUGCUGUAUAUUCUGCUGCUUACAUUGUGUUGAUGGGAGGUAGCGGUACAUGGUAGAAUAUUCAUAGCUGAUCUGGACACCAAGUUGUCAUGAAUAAAAAAGGGAAUCAGUUGAAGCAGAGAGUGUUGCACGUUAAACGAUGUGUCGUCUGAUACAAUGUACCUGACAAAUUAUGAUCUAUGGUGAUCCCAGCUUUCCAUUUUGUUGAAAGCUGGGGGCGGUUUAACAAAGUGAGCAGUUUUCACAGUAGUGGUAAAGUUCAACUUGUCUUAGUGUCUCAAUUCAACGGAUAAAGCUUGUGAAGCACAAUAAGAUUUUGUUGCCCCCACAGUAGAUGCAUAUAUUGGAUUUUGCAAUGCACCAAAACCUCAUUCUUAUCUUGAGUUUUCUAUGUAAGCACAUGCCUAAUUAAAGUUCUUAUAGUUUAUAUUAUUGUGAUGAAUGAGACAAAAUCUUUAUGCCCACAGUGUAUUGUUAAGCAGACAACUUUGGUUUACUGUACCAAAACUGGUGAUGUAAAAGGGAGAUAGAACUCCACUCUUUAUGUAUAUAAAAUUCAAAAGUCCAUUGCUGACCCAAUGUAAGCCUUAAGAGGAUGAAUUUAUCUAUUAUGAUGAUGCUGGUAUUCCAUUAUAAACAGAUGUUUUCCACCUAUUUUGCCAGAGGAACUGCGAAGAGGACAAUGGCUUGAAGAGGAAGAUGAGAGACUGUCUAUGAUUGUAGCUGUUUUUGGUGAACGUCGCUGGGAUGCCUUAGCAAAAGCUUCAGGGCUGAGAAGGAGCGGAAGAAGCUGCAGAUUGCGAUGGCUGAACUACCUCCGCCCAAAUCUAAAGCACGGUCAUAUUACUGCAGAUGAAGAGCGUUUGAUAAUCCGACUUCAGAAGCAGUUUGGAAACAAGUGGUCAAAGAUUGCUAAACAAUUGCCUGGAAGAACUGAUAAUGAAAUCAAGAACUACUGGAGAAGUCAUUUGAGAAAGAAAAUACUAAUUUUCGAACAAGAAUUCUCUUGGAGUAACACAAUUAAUUCAGAACAAAAAUCAUCAAUUUCGAAACGUGAUAUUGUCCCUAAUUCAUCAUCCAACAGUGAAGACUCUUUCUCCGAAAAAGGUGAUUGUUCCUCUGCUGAUUCUUUGGCAUACUCUGGAAAUGAAGUAACAUUAUUGGAUUGGAUUCCAAGUUGGUCAUAUGAACAAAGCAGAAUGGAACAUCAUAUGUACUUUUGCAGCUCAAACCUAUGCUCUUGUUAUCCUCCAUAGACAAUACUACACUACAUGGGACAAUAGCUAAAUUCAUAGUACUGUUUAGUUUUUUUUCCUUUCCUGUAGAAAUGCAAAGAAUGUAUUGAAUGUACAUAUUACUGU